AGGCUGCAUUCCGGCUUUCCGCCGCCUUCGUCCGCAGCUACAGCUACCGCGUGUUCUCGCUUUGGUGUGAAUUGGACGGAUCUGGUUCUAAACGGGGAUGGCAGGACAGGCGCCAGUGAAAGUGUACGUUGAGUACUGUGGUGGAUGAGGCUACGCUCCUCGCUAUGAGGCUCUGAAAAAGCAGAUCCUCACACAUGUGCCCAGUGCCAAUGUGACAGGCAAUCCAGGACGUUCUAGGUCCUUUGAAGUCCACAUCAAUGACGUGUUGGUUUUCUCCAAGCUCAACAAGGGCUCCUUCCCUGACUUUGGAGAGGUUGUCGCCCUAGUUUUGGAUGUCAGCCAAGGGAAGCCUGUGCAGCCAGUCACCGGCAUGCAGAAAUCAUAACCAGGCUAUUGCGCGAGCAGCUCAUGCAGCAGUCCCUGCAGAGUGAACUGUCACAUGCUAUGUACGCCAGAAGUUAAAUAGAACAUAGUGCCAUCCAAGUUGGUUGUCACAUGACCCGGUGAGAUUGUGGCAUUUUUUGUCAUGCACAAGCACUGUGGCCCGUAGCACCUCUAAGUUAUAGCUAAGUGAUGUGCCGAUGAACUUGAAUUGCAGAAAUGUGUUCAAUUUUACCUUUGGCUUGCAUAGUGUGUGGGUGUGCACAAGGCAGAAGCUGUUGUGAGGUGCCCCUUGCUGGACAUUUGCACUGCUCGUCGACUGUGCGACUGGUGUCUCGGAUGGCCGCUGUGGGUUUCGGAAGGCGCACUGUAUGAUGGCUUGGCCCCAAAUUCAGGAAAAAGGGCCUGGCUUGAAGAUCCUGCGCGUCCCUACCUGUGGUUGCUUGUUCUUAUGAUGCCAUGCCUGUAUGGUCCUGGCAGAAGUAAAUGUUUAAUUUUCAA
Molecule: messenger RNA, 882 nt
Organism: Dermacentor andersoni
Lineage: Eukaryota; Metazoa; Arthropoda; Arachnida; Ixodida; Ixodidae
Source: RefSeq, a predicted model, not a curated record